Aplysia californica (California sea hare) is the source of this 6247-nucleotide messenger RNA. Its product is annotated as mucin-17. NCBI's taxonomy places the organism in Eukaryota, Metazoa, Mollusca, Gastropoda, Aplysiida, Aplysiidae. The record is from RefSeq and is a predicted model, not a curated record.
UCUCGCGUUGACGGCGAGUAGAAAGGCAUAGGCUGGUCGGUCAGUGUGUGCAUGAACAAGGGAUACACCGGUACUUCAAACCCCUUCCUUCCUUCAUCGUCUUCAGUGUGAUCUUAAUUCGGGUCACCAUGAGGUCAAGGAACAUACUGGUGCUCGCGAUAUGCGCACUCACGUUGCCGUAUGCACUCUGUCAGGCAGAGAACGGGGAACUCGGGGAAAUGGAGCAGUUGAAGAGACUGAUAGGAGCUUUGUCCAGACAGGUGAUGCUGCAGCAGGUGGCAGCCGAGGAGAAGGUCCGCUCAGACGGGGCAUCAGGAAUCAAGCAGGUACGCGCCACCUCCAGCGGGCCCCUCACCUACAACGUCAACGCCCACACUGCCUCCGGCGUAGCCUCAAUACACGACCACACCAACAACCGGAUCACGCUAGGACAGGGAGAAGGUGUGUUCGUCCUGAAUGGAGUCGAGUUCCGCACACGUCACAACGACUACCCUCUGCGCAUGGCGAGCAGGAAGUCGAAGAAGUACAACGUUGUGCAAGAAGUGAAAUUUCCCGACGUCCCCCCGGAGGUGUUGAACAAAACGACAGUGCAGGAGCAGGAAAAGAUUCGAUUUACAAGCUACACAGGCCGGAAGAGCAUGGAGGAGAACUUUGCCUACCUGCCCACGACCAUCAUCAACAUUACCGCCUCUGGCAUCCCCGUGUUCGCCCAGUGGAACUACCGGAUCCUGUGUCACCCGUUAUCACGUGAUCUGCCUACGUCAUAUCUCAAACUUGUAGACGAUCUGGGAGUAAGGAUGGCUCGAAGGUUCACCAUGGAGAGACUGAAGGUAUCACGAGCAGCCCGCUAUAGGGUCCAGGGCCCAAAGGACCACUUGCCCAGAGCGUGGGCGGAGCUUGACCGCCUCAUGUCCGAGAUUCCAGGCCGAGACAACUACCCGGCCGACAUUACGGACGACGCUUUUGGCACCACGUUCUACCACCCGGGGAAGGAGAAUGACACAGCCAUGAACGUGGGGUUCUACCACAGGAGCUACAAAGUGGGCAAGGCUGACGCGAUGGGUCUGAAGUACGGUAGACGAGGCUUCAGCGACCCCAAUCUAUUCGUGGCAGAGACAACCCAGCCCCGCGUGGCUCCGCUGUACCUGCGGCAGUGCAAGCGUAAGGUUUGCCAUGAGACCACGAAACGCAUGACGUACGCCAUACCGCUGGAGAUCGUUUACCUCACGCCACUGCACCAGUGGAACCCUUACAACUUGACGCUCAGACCAAAAGCACAGAGGUCGGUCGUUACUGAAUCCGGCAAGAGGAACGGCAAGUUCACUCCAGAUAAAGCUUAUAAUGGGUCAUAUCACUCAAUUUAUUACCGCAUUCCGACAGAGCUUUUCACUGGAAGAGAGGUGGGUAAAGACCCGGCAGACACGGUCAGAGGCUCUGUCGGCGUCCUUGACGACGAAGGCAUCGUGCGACGUGUUUCCGCCUCCGGGAUGCGCGUCAUCCUUCCGAAUAUUCCCGGGGUGGGGCCACUACGCACCCGGUAUCCUAUCAUGCCUGUGCACGGGGAGGGUGGGUCAGUGUGGAAAGAACUUAACGCUUUAAAAGACAUUGUCCUACAGAUGAAAACCAAACAGGCAUAUCUUUACGAGAAACCGAUAUUCCAGCAGAGAAGUUCAACUGCACCACCCACACAACCUGCAAGAAAACGGUGGCAGAAGACAACAAAUCGCGGCCGGGGAACCACACCUAGAGGCUCUAGGCGGACGUCACCAACACAAACCACGCCCACUAAGGGAAGGGGGACAACUAAAAACUCAAGACGCGGACGCCCGGCUAAAGUGACAACGCCCAUAACUGCUCUGGAGGCAACUCUCACUCCACCGGAGGUGGAGGACGGUGCACCUGCAUUGAGUCUGGUCAUGAGCACCGCCACUCUGGACCCACCAGGCGAGCACUCACACACGGUGGACCUCACAGCUGACGAGAUAGACAGCUUGAAGACAGGAGGGACCGUAAUCACCGUGAGCAGCGAGGACAACGGACAUGCCCACAGCGUUCAUGUGAAGUACUACGACGGACGCUAUCACGUCGUAUUGUGUGACGGCAGCCAGUUGCCAUGCUGGGACGGCCACGGACCUUGCCUCAUGAGGAAGAUGGAUAAAUCGUGCCCUAAAGAAACAGUUGAGUCUGUCUCUUCUACCACCUCCACGCCUACCACUCCAAAGGUGGAUAAAGACCCUGGCACUGACGGCACCCGAGUGGCAACACCGACAACGGUCAGUCUGGCUGAAGCUACAACUUCUGAUCUGGCAUCGAAGGCCUCAACUACCCUUGGGAGAGAUUCUGUCACCAACUCUAAUGAUCAAGAAUCAUCGGUGUCAAACCCAUCAACGACAACAAUUACAUCAACGGAUACAGAGUCAAAAACAACAUCCUCAUCAACCCCCGGGGUUAGUUCUGGCGCGAACCCAACUAUAUUAAUACCUUCGGUGGAAACUUUACUGGAGUCUGUGAGCCCUUCAAGAGCACAUGUGAGCCCAACGACAAAAUCAUUAUCACGUGAUACAUUAUUCGCUUUAACUGUGAAAUCACUAAGUACUCCCACGGUGACGUCAACACUUGGGAGCACAAAAGAGUCUGAAACUUCUUCAACAACAAACCUCCAACAGCUUAAAUUUGGAUCCGGUUUUAUAAUAGAAUCAAAUAGACAUGAUACUCCGACAACAGUUACAACAGAAACGACUUCCAUUAAGUCCACAGACUCUAUAGAUUCCAAGGGACACGAUACUUCGACAACAGAUACUAGAACAUCGACUUCCAUUAAGCCCACAGAUUCACCUAACCCUUGUGCACAAAGCUCAGAUGUGAAUUGUUCCGAGGUUUCAGUUCCACCGCUUUCCUCAGAAUCCCCAGAAACUCCCACACAAAGUUCCCCGACCUCACCUACAGAUUUAACUCCGUCACAAACUUCAGAACAAGCCUCACACUCAAGUUCCGGAAUUGUCCCUGAUCCUUCUUCCUUUCCUCCAUCUUCUUCUUCUUCCUCUCCCUCUUCCUCUUCGUCUUCCUUUUCCUCUUCCACAGCCACGUCUGGAACUCCAACACCAGAGUCUGGGAUGACUAACGAACUUACUUCUCAACAAGACACGAGGGGGAGACUGAAUAACAACAAUUUCCGUCUCCCACCUGGAACCACCUCGUUCACAGGGGUCACGCCCCCUCAAUCGGGAUGGAACUCUCUGUCCAAUAGAAUCCCUCGUAGAGAAAGGCCAUCGGCAGUCAACAAUCGCCAGUUCCCAUCAAGGCCGUACGACACCCCGGGCACUUUCUGGAGAAAUCUUUUCCGGGGCUGGACUGGUCACUGAGAUGUCGUGAAUGGAUUGGUUACUGGGAUAUCGUGAUUUGACUGGUCGCUGAGAUGUUGUGACAAGAUUGGUCAGUGAGAUUGUGUUAUUAGAUUGGACAACGAAAUGUCGUGAAUGGAUUGGUAGCUGAGAUGUCGUGAAUGGAUUGGUAGCUGAGAUGUCGUAAAUGGAUUGGCUACAGGGAUGUCGCUAAUGUAUUGGUCUCUGACAUGUCGUGAAUGGAUUGGUCCUUGUAAUGUCGUGAUUUAACCAAGUGCUGUACUUUUCGUCAACAAAUCAGUUAUUCAUAUUUUCUCUUGUUUUGGGAUAAAAUGUGCAUUCAAUGCACUUUUUUUAAACUCUUCGAGGGCGUACCGGACACUUAUGUGCAAGAGCAGACCAAAGGGCAUGUUGUAACAUAUUUCGAAUUAUAGGCCUAAUAAUCACAUCAGAAACACGAAUUUGCACAUGAUUUCAUAGUAAAAAGCCCUAUACUUUGCCUUUUAAAGUUUCAAGUAAAGAAUGUUAAAUUGAAAAGUCUCUAUGAAUGGCUAUAAGCAUAAUUACGUUUCUUUUCUUAAAGUGCUCUAAAAAAGUACAUUAGUGCAUGUUCAAGCGUUGUUGAAAAACCAGAGUUCUUCAAAGAGUUAAAAAUCUAUACGUUUCAUAGUAGGGCCAAGUGAUAACGCUCGACUCGAGGGAUGAAAAACUCACAUAGAAUUAAACGUCUGGUGUUUAGUGGAAUUCUUAUACCCAAUGGGAUCAUAGAACAACUUUAAAUGUCAACAGAACACACAUCAUAUUUCCUCGUGCACACCCUUAAAUAAUAUUUCACUCGCUCGUGUGACCGUGUACAGAUGCGAGCGCCGUAAAGCACUUACCACAAAAAAAAAGAAGAAAAGCACCCUAUCUCAUCAGCGUCCUGUGAUGACUUACGUCUCCUAUUGGCACCGAAGACGAAUCACUCCACCCCAGCCCCCCCCCCCCCCCCCCCCCCCAAUCUAUUUCUUUUUUCAGAAACAUUUAAUUUUCCUCUUCCCAACUGGUGUGAUUCAUAUUCACGUGGAGCUUAUUAUGUUAAGAACACAAUGUGUUUCUUUUUAUCUAAACCGGUAGUGUUGAAAAAGCAGGGGUAUGAAAGGUAGCCUUUCAUCUGAACAGACGAUUUUAGUUUGCUUUUGUGCCUGAUAACAACUGCUGGUUGUCAUGGUUACUAUGUGUGAGAUGUGCCUGUUUAGCGUCUCUCAAAUGUUGUAUGUACUGUAAGUUAAACAGACAUUGCGUUACUCUACGUUUGUAAGAUAUUUGUAUAGCUCUUCCUCUGCUGUUACAAUGUUAAUAGUGCGUUCCAAUGUUGUUCUCAGGACAUUCACAUUGUUUUCUUGCUAUAUGUAAUUUUAAAAUCAAAUUUUGAAGUUGAUGUCUGUUUUGUAAAGGGACAAAAUACAGAAUUUCAAACUGAAAUGUGAGAGAUACUGCGACAGCAUAAACAUCCCAAGACAUAUCCACUUGAAAACAGUUCACUUGAAAUAUUUCUAAUCAGAUUGUUUCUGCUUUGACUUAUUAAAAGACUCGGAAGUGGGAAGACACGAUUGCCCACAUUAACUGUAUAUGAUUUUAUUGAUAUAGUAGAAAACGAAAACUAUUUCAAUUUAUGAGACAAUUCUUUGAGAUACUAAGAUCAGACUUCGCAAUCUAUGGUUGUUCACUUCAGUGUUUGAAGAACUAUUAGCAUUGUUUGUUCAUAUUGUUAUACUUAAGUAGAAAACUGUAAAGAUAAUUUUUUUAAUGCCUUACCCAGAAAGAAACAUUAUUUAUCGCACAUCAAAUUUUGAAUCAUAUCAGUUUCAUACAACUGACUUUUUAAAGCAGCGCCUGCCGCUGAUCACGGCAAUGUUAUGAUUUUAAUAUCUCCAAAUGAAGGAAAUAUAUAGACAUUGUUUUUACCAAAAAUCUUAUCUUGCCUCAAGGUAUUUACAGGUAGAUUUCCAGACAGAAAAGGGUGGAGUUGGUGGCCUUGUGGUUAGGCUACCAAACUCGUAAUCAUUGGAUUGCGGGUUCGGGGAUUCGAGCGUCAGCUCGGUCCGACGUUGUGUCCUUGGGAAAGGCACUUUACCCGCAAUUCAGAUUUUGCUCUGUCCUUUCGGGGGUCCCGCCUUUCAAAUAUCCUAAUAGUGUUGAUAGGGGCGUUAAACGAAAACCAUUAAAUUUCGCCAUUUUCACCAGACACAGAAAAAACAUCUUUUAACAAAGAUAGAUAGUACGUCUGUUCGCUUUUUCAAAUCAAGUUAUUACAUGUGCGAGCACUUAUAUUCUUGACUGUGCGUAUUAUGUACUCUGUUUUGCGCUUGCGCUCAAAAAGCGAGGAUUCGAUUUCCUUGCGAGAAGAUAUUAAAUCACCAAAGACCGUCCUUCAGCUGGGCUGCAUGAUGUUAUAUUCAAUUCAGUCAUGUUUUGCUCUUACAGGCAGUGUCCGAAAUAAACAGCUACCUCAAAAAAUUGUUAUCUAAACUACGUUGAUGGAGUCGUAACUCAUUCUGUUAGAGAGAAAGAUGAUUGUAUCAAGUGACAAGAACAGAAAGUGCCAUGGUUUCAGAAUAACAUAACAGGACACGUUUAAUUAAAUAUCCCUUUGUGCAUUCUUGUAUGUGUUUACUUUGUUAUGAUUUUUGCGUAAAAGUAUUGAUUCUUUUGCUGUCACAUUUUGAUAAUCGCGUUUCUUGAAAGUUAUGGUAUGUUAGAAACUUUUAAGGAAUGAUUGUUUGUUAAUUGUUAGCAUACAUUGUACACUUACCCGCAAAAUAAUACACUUUCUCGCAUGUGCACGUGCAUGCGGAUAAACAUUCCUGCACACUGCACAAUUACUUAGUUUAUACCUCAAAAGGCUCAGACACACAAAUACACCC